Messenger RNA from Heterocephalus glaber (naked mole-rat), 2369 nucleotides. The record is from RefSeq and is a predicted model, not a curated record. NCBI's taxonomy places the organism in Eukaryota, Metazoa, Chordata, Mammalia, Rodentia, Bathyergidae.
UAAGAUUUGGUUGCAUAGGGAGCUUGGGAGGCUCCUUUCUUCCCUGUUAUCUCUGGUGCCCCCUGCUGGGCAAAAAAUGAAUGCAGGAAACAGGUGCUUCCUGUCUCUGGCUAUCUGGCUCUAGCUGUAGGUCUCAAAUAGGACAUCUGAGGCUUGAGAUGAAUUCACAUAAAAACCAGAACCUGGAGGGAUGACGAAGAGCAAUCACUUAUAAACUGCAGCUGUGGGACCUUGAGGACCAUUGGUAAAGGGCAGUCUUUCUGCUCUGCACCCCAGGAAAGCCGGUAGAAGAUCCUCACUCCGUAUUAGACAGAGCAGGAGGAGAAGGUCCAGAGACCUUGCCCACACCCUCUGUGCCAGCACAGCCUCCAUCCUGCCUCCUCAGGGCCAUCUCAGCUGUCAGCUCAGCUCUGCUGCCAGCCCCCAGCCUCUUCCCAAUUCAGUGAUGAGGCAAGUGUGAAAAGUGGAGUGUAAUAGAGAUGUCACAAGAUCUCCCAGACCCUUAACUGCAGUUGCCUGCUCUCUAUCCAGCUGGAAUUGCCAGAGGCUGAUGAGGACGCUUGCCUGUCCAGCUCACUGCUCUUCGAAGGAGGCAUACAUCUCCCUAGGGGCUUGUGUGUGCAUGCAUGUGUGCAGUGUGUGUGUGUGUGUGUGUGUGUGUGUGUGUGUGCGUGUGUGCGCACAGGGCUGCAAGCUGUGAGGCACCUGGACUUUGGGGAUCCAAACUAGCCAGCUUCUCCUUCUGGAUCUGCUGGCCUAAUUCCCAGCUGCAGCUGCCACCCUGGGUUUUAUCCCUGAGGCAAUCUCCCUGCAGAUUUGGCAGCCAGGAAAGGAGGGGCUGAGGAAGGGGAGAGAAGCAGAAAAAAGACUCGGUUCUAAUCUGAUGUACAUGAUCCGGCAGGCUUCUCUGCUCGGCUGCCCUCUGCCAUCAGCUCUCCAGGCGAUUUUCUCUGUGCAUUGCACUCUCCCCUUCUGCCUUUGUCUCCUUAAGAAAGUGCCCAGAAAGUUAAACCCAGACACACAAACACACAUACAAUCUACUCCCACCAAAAAAAAAAAAAAAAAAAUCAGAGAGCAAGAACAGGCAGACGAGUAAGAGAGCACGAACGCAAGGGAGAGGGCUCAGCUUGGUCCUGGAGGAACAGCAACACAGGCAGAGGGAGGCUGGAGUUGGCAGUUGACCCGGACUGAGGUCUCCUAGUCCCCAAGGAGCCUCCUUCGUGGACCAAGGGAUCCCGAGAGAGGCUGCCUCAACUUAGGAUGGGCAACUGUGUCAAGUCGCCACUGAGACAUCUCUCCAGGAAGAUGCACCAAGAGGAGAAGAGCAGCUACAUGGUGGUGCAGACCAGUGAGGAGGGGCUGGUGGCCAGUGGCAAGCUCCACGGACCGUUCCUGAUGCUGGCUCAGAACUGCGCCAUCAUGCACAACCUACUCGGCCCUGCCUGUAUCUUUCUGCGCAAGGGCUUCGCCGAGAACAGGCAGCCUGAUAGAUCACUGCGGCCAGAAGAGAUCGAAGAGCUCCGAGAGGCCUUCAGAGAAUUCGACAAGGACAAGGAUGGCUAUAUCAACUGCCGGGACCUGGGCAACUGCAUGCGCACCAUGGGCUACAUGCCCACCGAGAUGGAGCUCAUUGAGCUGUCCCAGCAGAUCAACAUGAACUUGGGUGGCCAUGUGGAUUUUGAUGACUUCGUGGAACUAAUGGGGCCAAAACUCCUGGCAGAGACAGCAGAUAUGAUUGGAGUAAAGGAACUGCGAGAUGCCUUUCGAGAGUUUGACACUAAUGGCGAUGGGGAAAUAAGCACCAGUGAGUUGCGCGAGGCCAUGAGGAAGCUCCUGGGCCAUCAGGUGGGACACCGAGACAUAGAGGAAAUUAUCCGAGAUGUGGACCUCAAUGGGGACGGACGAGUGGACUUUGAAGAGUUUGUCCGGAUGAUGUCCCGCUGAGGCUCAAGGGCCCCACCAGGACUGCCAAGCGCCCCAGGUGGGGAGGGGAGAAGAGGAGCCAGAGCCGAAGCCGCCCCGAGCCCAGGAUGUACUGGCGGAUGGGGCCUGCCUGCACCGGGGAGGUGCCCACCCCGUACCCCCACCCCUCCGCACUGUGAAAGACACACAACUCCUGCAACUGGAAAAGGGGGCACCCACCGACAAGGAGGCCACAGUGCCAAGCCAGCAGAGGUCGUGCCAGGCGCCAAGUGCCACGUACCCAGCCACUGCUGGCUGGGUGGGCCAGGGAGCCUGCCAGCAGACCCCACACAGCAUGUCUGCCCCAGGGCAAAGCCUGUUGCUGCCCUGCUUAGCUCUGUGCCCAUCCCAGCUCGCCUCAGCCCUGUGAUCUCAGAACCAAUAAAAAUAGUUCCAAGAGAAUGACA